CAUUGACAAGUUCAUCAAAUUAGUUCGAUAUUGAUUGAUUUCUGAAUAUUGUGCGCUUCAGGCGAUCAAAAUGCCUGAUUUCAAUAAAUUAUGUCGUGCUUGUCUUACAACUAUGGACUCUUUCAAAUAUAAGUUUAAUGAUAAUGUAUCAACUGAAGAUUAUUUGUUCUGUACUGCAAUAGAGAUAAAUCAAGAUGAAGAAUUCCCAAAAACACUAUGUAAUACAUGUUACGAUUUACUAACAAAAUUCACUGAAUUCAAGAGGACCUGCAUUAAGUCCCAAAGAAUUUUGUUAACAUUUCGACCUAUAAAAGAGGAAGUAAUUAAUAAAAUAGAGGAAGUUGAACAAAAAACCAAUGAUUGUAAUGAUGAGAUAGAGAACUGGACAUUGGAUGAUGGGUCAUUGGACAAUGGCCCCUUACAAAUACAUUUCACUGAAAAUGAGUGUAGCAAUGAGUUAAUCAUAAAGGUGGAGGAAGAGGAACCAAAAGGAAAAAAUGAAAAUGUUUUUGUUACAACAGCAUUUGCUGAUGCUACCAGAAAUUCAACAGAUAACAACAGAGUUGAAAUUCCAAAGCAAAGAAAGAAAUUGACAUGCAAAUUGUGUAAUAAAGAAUUCUAUCAUCGCAACAUGUUUGAUCUUCAUAUGUCAGUACACACACGUACAUUGACACUAAAAUGUAAUCAGUGCACGAAAACAUUUGUAACAUGGAGUGGCCUGAGACGGCACCAUACAAACUGGCACUCGCUCUUCAGUCUCCGCAGCGUCACUUGUCGUACAUGUGGAAAAAUUGCAACGAGCCCCGAGACCCUGAUGGCACAUAAGAAAUUACAUAAGAAACGGAAGCUAUUUAUUUGCAAUGUGUGUGGCAAAAGCUACACAUCUACCAAUAAUCUGCAUGCUCACUUAGAAACCCACAAAGAGAAUAGAGAGCGUCAAUACACCUGCGAACACUGUGGCAAGAAGUUUUACACGAAGAAAUGUAUCCUUUCUCACUUGUCCCGGUGCCACAAUGGACGGAAAUUCAUUUGUCAGAUUUGCAGUUAUCCAUUCACUGACAAGUAUAAUUUAUCGAAACAUUUACAAUCCCACGAAGGAAGGAAAUGUUUUAAAUGUAAAAUAUGCGAUAAGUCCUUUGCGACUCGACAAAUAUCUGUUGAACAUCAGAGGAUACAUUCCGGUGAGCGCCCAUUUUCCUGCACCUAUUGUACUAAGACUUUCAUUUCAAAGAAACGGUUAACUGAACACCUCCGUACUCACACGGGAGAAAAACCACAUAAAUGCUUUGUAUGUGAUCACAGCUUCACACAAAGAGGGACUUUAACACGGCAUAUGAAAAUUCAUACUAAAUCAUUGAUUAAUUGAACUUUUCAAUAAAAAUAAUAAUCAAUUAAUAUUAUAAUUUAUAUUUUAUUUACUUCAAGCAUUAUCAUCAUCAUGAUUUCGAGAAAUAUUUUAAAUUGAUUAAAGUACUAUAUACAGCUAAUGUGACUUAAUAUAUGUAUAUAUUUUUUUAAUAACAUUUAUUUUUCAUAUAAAAAAAUCUUAUUCUAUAUUCUUAAAUUUAACUUGGUUUCAAUAAGACGGACAAAACUUCCUUAAUGUUAUUUUAAAAUAAAACAAAACAUUUUAACGAUAGAGAAUAUUCCAAACUUGUUUUAAUACAAUUGGUGUACUUAGUUUAUUUAUUGACUCAAAUAAUUAUGUACAUUUUUAAUAACUUGACAAUAUUAAAUAUUUCACAAUUUUUAAAGUAUAUAAAGAUUUGAUAUUAAACCAGUAAAUAUAAUAUAUAACCAAAAUAUAUUUAAAAUAAUCGAAUGAAAUAAAUAUUAAAAAAAGAUUUUCAAAGAUAAAAAUAGCCUAAUAAAUAAACACUGGCACUAAAUUUUAUCGAAAAUCGUUGUUUGCUAAGCUGUCGUGGCCAAUUUGUUAUGAAGAAAUGGAAAGAACAUAUCUGUGCAUGUAAUACUCAUUAUGGAAUGCAAAUCAUACAAACUCAGCAAAUUUUUGCAUAAUGAUCAAGGUUUUAUGAUCUAUGAUUGAUUUUCAUCACAUAUAGUUACUAAUGUAACCCUACAAUAAAUGGUAAUAUCUGUUCAUACAAUUUGCCAAUAUUAUUAUAUUAUCAACACAAAAUUGCCAUUUAGUAAUCAAAAUAACCAAAGUAACAUUGAAUGCUGUUUUCUAUAAAGAUGUUUUAAAUCUCAUCUAAUAAAUUUUCAGUUACAAAAGUUAGUAAAACGAACUUUUCAAUAGAGUUUAUAAAAUAUUUUACUUUAUGAUGAAAUUUAAUUUAAUUAAACAAUAUAUUUUGUAAA
Molecule: messenger RNA, 2322 nt
Organism: Vanessa atalanta (red admiral)
Lineage: Eukaryota; Metazoa; Arthropoda; Insecta; Lepidoptera; Nymphalidae
Product: zinc finger protein OZF-like
Exons: 6
Coding region: 71-1366 (431 amino acids)
Cellular component (GO): nucleus
Molecular function (GO): zinc ion binding
Source: RefSeq, a predicted model, not a curated record